Messenger RNA from Bactrocera tryoni, 1126 nucleotides. Its product is annotated as nudC domain-containing protein 3. The transcript has 3 exons. Gene Ontology annotation, biological process: protein folding. Bases 85 to 1026 code for a protein of 313 amino acids. Lineage: Eukaryota; Metazoa; Arthropoda; Insecta; Diptera; Tephritidae. The record is from RefSeq and is a predicted model, not a curated record. Gene Ontology annotation, cellular component: cytoplasm.
GGAGCCGUGCUUUUGUUAUUUUGCAAUAUUAUAAAAUAUAAAUAAUUCAUCACUACGAAAACAAAAUAAAACGUAUUAUUUAAAAUGGAGAUUUUACGAACAGACGCUAUUUUUAGGGAAAUUCUGCAAGAACGUAAAACCAUUACAGGUUUCUUAGAUGCUGUGUUUGGAUUCCUUCGAAGAAAUACCGACUUUUAUCACGUUAAAAAGCAUCCGAGUGAAAAUGUUGGCUUUGCUAAAGGUGUGCGCGAACAGAUUCUAUUCGGAGCAAUGCAACGUUACGAUCCUGAUUGCAAGUUGAACAAUCUAUCUGCCGAUAGCAACGAAAAUGAUGGUCUAUAUGCGCCUCCGGCUAUAGAAGAAGUUGAAAUAGAGACCGAGGAAAUAGAGAUGGAACAGAAAGCGGUAACAAAACCUAUAGAAACAACAAAAAGUGCUGAAAUUAUUACACCAAAAAAUAAUACUAGAAAAGUUGAUUUCGCUGCCAAUGACUACAAAAAUGGUGCAUGCUUCCCUGAAUACUGUUGGUCACAAACAUUGACCGAAGUGGAAUUACAUGUUAAAUUGCCCACUGAUUUGCAAACUGCCAAAUCAAUUUGUAUAGAUAUUAAACCUGAUAGAAUUUCAGUACACAGUCGAAAAGACCCAAAAAAUACUGUCAUCAAUGGGCAAAUUAGUACUCGAUACAAACACAACGACGCAGUGUGGACAAUUACGGAAGGAAAGCUGACAAUAAGCAUGGAUAAAGGUAAAGAAAUGUGGUGGGAAAGAUUUUUCACUACAGAAGAUCCCAUUGAUACGAAAAAAAUAGAUUGUGAGCGAUACAUUGAUGACCUGCCAGAAGAUUCUCAGGCGGCUAUACAAAAACUUCGUGUGCAACAAAUGGAGCAAGACAUUGUAAAUAAUGGGCAAGAGAUAAAUGAUAGCGAAAAAAAUACUAUGGAACGAUUACGAAUGGCAUGGGAUGCAGAAGGCUCACCAUUCAAAGGUCAACCAUUUGAUCCUUCUGUCAUUAAAUUUAGCUAAUGAUGACAAUUGAACUCAUUUUGUAUUAGUAUAAAAAUAUUUAUUAAUUUUUAGAAAACUUUAAGACAUAAAUUACUGUUAAUGAAAUGAUGUAUAUAAA